GUGUGGUUUUGAAAACAGAAUUACUUUCAGUUACCAGUUCCAGAUUUCUUUUAAACAACUGUACAAAAAGUGAGAGGAUAUUUAGAAUCAGUACACACAAGUCCCACAGCCAAGUGCCUUCAAAACAAUCAACUUGUUGUCUCAUCACAAGUGCUUCUCUAGACUUGUAACAAUGUGUGACAUGCUGACAGACAGGCCUUCAGUCUCCAUAUAUCCUCAGAUUAUGAUAGGAUUGGUAAUCUAUGCUAAAUUAAAGUACUUAGCAAGUUUUAUCUAUAUACAAAUACAACUCCAUCUCUUUACAGUCUCUACAGUGUGUGUGAUUUAGACUGAUGUGUGUUUUUCUGUAUUCUGAACAGUCUCCUCCCCCUUCACCCUCCUCCACACUGAGACAGCCUCUUUUUGAUGACAACACAGCCAAGGCAGGGCCCGCCUCUAUGGUUUAUUUGCACAAUAUACAUCACUUCCUACAGUAGGAGGCUACCGUCACCAAAGUAUUGUACUGCUUUUAGUAAACUAAGGAGGGAAGCUGAUACUCAACAGGGCUGCUGUAUCCAAUUCAUGGCUUUGUCUCCUAAUGGUGUAGACCAGGAACCUGCAAGCAGGAGGCUCUACUCGAGGAUGGAAGCCUCUUGUCUGGAGCUCGCUCUGGAGGGGGAGCGCCUGUGUAAGGGUGGAGACUUCAAAGGCGGGGCGGCCUUCUUCGAAGCGGCAGUGCAGGUGGGCACUGAGGACCUGAAGACCCUGAGUGCCAUUUACAGCCAGCUGGGCAAUGCUUACUUCUACCUCAAAGAGUAUGCCAAGGCGCUUGAGUACCAUCGGCAUGACCUCACGCUUGCCAGGACGAUUGGUGACCGGGUCGGUGAGGGAAAGGCCAGCGGUAACCUAGGGAACACUCUGAAAGUUCUGGGACGUUUUGACGAGGCGGCCGUGUGCAGCCAGAGACACCUGGACAUCGCCCGCGAGCAGCAGGACAAGGUGGGGGAGGCCAGGGCGCUGUAUAACAGCGGGAAUGUCUUCCAUGCCAAGGGGAAGCAACAGUCAUGGAACUUUUCUCAGGACCCUGGGGACCUGCCUCCGGACGUGCGUGAGACCCUGCAGAAAGCCACUGAUUUCUACGAGAUGAACCUGUCCUUGGUGAAGGAGCUGGGGGAUCGUGCAGCACAAGGGCGAGUCUUUGGGAACCUGGGCAACACCCACUAUCUGCUGGGAAACUUUGUAGGGGCCAUCAACUUCCACAAAGAGCGGCUCGCAAUAGCAAAGGAGUUUGGUGAUAAAGCAGCAGAACGCAGAGCUUACAGUAACCUGGGCAACGCUCAUAUAUUCCUGGGUCAGUUCAGCAUUGCCACUGAGUACUACAGGAAGACGCUGCAUCUCUCCCGGCAGCUGAAGGACCAGGUGAUGGAGGCCCAGGCCUGCUACAGCCUGGGGAACACCUUCACACUGCUGCAGGAGUAUGAGAGAGCCAUCGAAUACCACCUCAAACACCUGCUCAUCGCCCAGGAGCUCGGAGACAGGGUCGGUGAGGGUCGGGCGUGCUGGAGUCUGGGAAAUGCCUACGUCUCACUGGGAAACCAUCGGCAAGCUCUUCACUUCGCCAGCAAGCACCUAGAGAUCUCUCGGGAGAUUGGGGAUUGUAACGGGGAACUGACUGCACGGAUGAAUGUGGAGCAGUUGAUGACUGCCCUUGGAAUGGAAGAGGACCUGUCACCCUGUGGAUCAGAGUUUGAGGCUCAAGGAGCCAGGCCUAAACUUGUUAAGAGAAACAGCAUCGACAGCUUAGAUCUGUGGAAAUACUCAUCGGAAAAGGAUCAGAACGGAGAUAGUCAUCAAAUGAACGAGUCACAGGCCAGAGCCAGGAGUCACCUGAGUGGGCCAAUCAGAAGCGAGAGAGACACCCAAGGAGGGGAGAGCAGAUGGCUGGAUCGCAGAGCAUCACCAGUGGACAACAAUGACAUCAGAGUGCAGGUGGCACAGUCUAAGAUCAGUCAUCACCCUUCGGAUGAAGAAUGCUUUUUUGACCUGCUCAGUAAGUUCCAAAGUAACCGCAUGGAUGACCAGCGCUGCCCGUUGGAUGAACAGCAAAAUGGAGUGGAAGGGGCUUCCUCCACCCUUGCCUCCUCGCUGGACGACAGGAUCGCCCCCUCUUCCUUAAUGACCUCGCCCCAGACGGAGGAGUUUUUCGAUCUCAUUGCGAGUUCUCAGAGCCGGCGUUUAGAUGACCAGCGUGCCAGCAUUAACAACUUGCCAGGACUGCGGAUAACUCAGAACAACCUGGGGCACCUCUGCGCUGCCACCGAGCCCCAGGAGCCCAGCGACGACUUCUUCAACAUGCUCAUGAAGUGCCAGGCUUCCAGGAUUGAUGACCAGCGCUGUUCCCCACCUGAUCCAGGACCCAGAGCUCCCACUGUCCCAGAUGAAGAUUUCUUCAGCUUGAUCCAACGGGUCCAGGCCAAGCGACUGGAUGAGCAGCGAGUCCACCUUUCUUCAGACGACCAGGAUGAGACUCAAGAGCAGCACCCAUCUCCUCCGUCACCUCCACCCAGCUAAGACUGCCCCAGGACCAACACCCUCUAAUCCUGCUGGAGCCCCACAGCAGUUACACUGAGGACUUCCCCACCCAGCUACAGUCACCGCAGCCUCAUAACUACGUGGACUAAAUCUACUUCUGCAGAAACCAGCAUUUGGCACCAGCACAACGGAAUUACACUGACUGGAUCUACUGCCAGACAUAUGCAUUUCAUCCAUAUAGAGCCACGUUGACCAGUUUAUUAACGCCUGCUUGGGGCUGUCUGUUGUGGAAAUUAUAUGGGAGUCAGUUUGAUCUCCAGCUUUUAAUAUGAGAAGUUCUUCAGAGUUAAACCAAGAUGGGAAAAUAUACAGGAUGGAUGUUCAUGUUAAUAUAGUUUGAAAAUGUCACAACCAAGUUAACCCUGCUGGACAUUCCAGUAACUGCUGGUUGCUGCUUGUGGUCACCAAAAGUUGGGUCCUGGAACACACAUUUACUGGUUUCUUGGUGAUUGCAGAGGGCAAAGUUGAAGCAGCAAGGUUUAUUGUAGACAGCAAUCAGAUGACUGUAUAAUUUUACUGUGAAAGUGCUUUUAAUUUUACUUGCUUUUCUUAAAUCAGUAUACCAGCCUAAUUGCAUGAAGAUCAAAAACUACCAGCUCAGCAGAUGACAUGGGUUUAUAAACCAUCACAAAAUUAAAAGGUAUUCUAAGCUGUCUAGAUGGGAAACAUCUUCCUACAGACCACAGUAUGUUAAUUAGGAACGCCAUGGAAAGAAUGUUAAUUUUUCAAGUAAAUUACAGAACUUAGUAUUCAUUUAAAGAAGAACUAUACAUGAAGAUAUAUUCCGGUCUUCAAAUAGAAGUAUUUUAAGGAAACAUACCUUCUCCCCAGAGCUAGCCUUAGUGCCUUCCAGGUUUUUUUUUUUACCCACCCACAUAGGGACUAUUCCCUGAGUCUUAAGAAAUAAGAUGAAGUCCUGAGCCCAGAGGACCGACUUAAAGCAUUUAUGCUCAGAAUUUAUAUCAUAGACACCUACAUCUGAUGUGGGCUAGAACAAUACCUGUAAACCUUAAGUGUUAGCCAUUAUUAUACAUGUUUAUGGUACUAAUUACAUGAUCAGGAGAAUUUGGAAUUUGCCCGGGGGCACGACUUUGAGGACCACUGCUUUAGAGCCAGGAGCAGGUUGCACAGAGCAGGAUCCUCGUGCAUCCUUUAGAGCCAGGAGCAGGCUGCACAGAGCAGGAGCCUCAUGCAUCUUUUAGAGCCAGGAGCACACUGCACAGAGCAAGAUCCUCAUGCAUUCCUUUAGAGCCAGAAGCAGGGUGCACAGAACAGGAGCCUCAUGAAUCCUUUAGAGCCAGGAGCAGGCUGCACAGAGCAGGAGCCUCAUGCAUCCUUUAGAGCCAGGAGCACACUGCACAGAGCAAGAUCCUCAUGCAUUCCUUUAGAGCCAGAAGCAGGCUGCACAGAGCAGGAUCCUCAUGUAUCCUUCAGAGCCAGGAGCAGGCUACACAGAGCAGGAUCCUCAUGCAUCCUUUAGAGCCAGGUGCAGGCUGCACAGAGUAGAAGCCUCAUGCAUUCCUUUAGAUCCAGAAGCAGGCUGCACAGAGCAUACCCUCAUGCAUCCCUUUAGAGACAGGAGCAGGCUGCAUAGAGGAGGAUCCUCAUGCAUCCUUUAGAGCCAGAAGCAGGCUGCACAGAGUAGAAGCCUCAUGCAUCCCUUUAGAGCCAGGAGCAGGCUGCACAAAGUAGGAUUCUCAUGCAUCCUUUAGAGCCAGGAGCAGGCUGCACAGAGCUGGAGCCUCAUGCAUCUUUUAAUCUGAAAGUAGUUCCGAUCAGCGUUCCCUCUAAGCUUUUUAGAUAUUGAGAAACUUGUCGUUUUGACUGAGAAAGAGUAAAGUAUCAAUGAGAAACCAUCGGCCCUUUUAAUAUAUUUUUGUUGCAUUAUACAACUUUGAAAUAAUAUUUCAAGUAUACAAGUAUUUAAACAAUUUUAC
Polyodon spathula (Mississippi paddlefish) is the source of this 4508-nucleotide messenger RNA. RefSeq names its product G-protein-signaling modulator 1-like. The transcript is spliced from 14 exons. Gene Ontology annotation, molecular function: GTPase regulator activity; protein binding. The record is from RefSeq and is a predicted model, not a curated record. Bases 406 to 2550 code for a protein of 714 amino acids. Lineage: Eukaryota; Metazoa; Chordata; Actinopteri; Acipenseriformes; Polyodontidae.